Gavialis gangeticus (Gharial) is the source of this 1404-nucleotide messenger RNA. It is a transcript of the gene DAP3, whose product is annotated as death associated protein 3. Gene Ontology annotation, biological process: apoptotic process. Gene Ontology annotation, molecular function: structural constituent of ribosome. Bases 155 to 1348 code for a protein of 397 amino acids. The transcript has 13 exons. Lineage: Eukaryota; Metazoa; Chordata; Crocodylia; Gavialidae. The record is from RefSeq and is a predicted model, not a curated record. Gene Ontology annotation, cellular component: mitochondrial ribosome; mitochondrial small ribosomal subunit.
CCCUUCCAAUAUGGCGCCGCUGUGAGCGUGCGGCCUCCCUGCCGCUGCGGAGACCCUGCCACGGGCUCCUGGGCAGCUGCUUUGGCUGGAGGGAGUCCGACUGCUCCCGGAGCCGUCGCGGCCACGCGGCUGUGCGUGCGCGGCAGGGGGCGCGAUGCUGAGAGGCCUGAGCAGCGCGGUGUGCCGCGGGCCGAAGUUGUAUGCUGGACGUUCUCUCCACAUCACUGCCAGGAUUUGCUUAAAUGCUAUUGUUAAUCAGGAUGUCCAAAUCCCUGAAGAGAAACCCCGGGCAAUUUUCCGUACUAGUGAGAGCAACCCGGCCAACCAUACAGAGCAACAUGACUGUCAGCACUAUAGCAUCCCACUAGAGGAGGUGAAGGUGAUAUUUCCCCAUGGACUGCCUCGCCGGUUCAAAGAGCAGAUUGAGACCUUCAAAGAAGCCUGUCUGAUGGUGCGGAAACCAGCUCUAGAGCUUUUCGGUUACCUAAAAAGCACCAACUUUGCCCAGCCAGCCAUCAGAUAUGUCCUCUAUGGAGAGAGGGGAACUGGAAAAACAAUGACGCUCUGCCAUGCUGUUCAUUACUGUGCAAAGCAGGGCUGGCUGGUGCUGCACAUUCCAGAUGCUCAUCUCUUGGUAAAGAACUGCAAGAAACUUCUGCAGUCUUCCUAUAAAACAGAACGGUUUGACCAACCUUUGCAAGCAUCUGCCUGGCUCAAGAAUUUCAAAACUUCAAAUGAACACUUAUUGAGAGAGAUAAAAACGCAACAAAAAUACAUGUGGAACAAGUGGGAUAGCACUGAAGAAGGCAGACCACUGGUUGAAAUGGUAGAACAGGGUAUAACUCGAAUGAAGACUGCCACUGAUGUUGUGGGGGCUGUGCUUAAAGAGUUAAAGAGGCAGUGUUCCCUUGGUUCAUUUAAACUUCUGGUGGCAGUGGAUGGAGUCAAUGGCCUCUGGGGAAAGACAACACUGAGGAAGGGAGACAAAAGCUUAAUUUCUACAGAGGAAUUGGCCCUGGUCCACAACCUGAGGAAGAUGGUGAUGAAUGACUGGAAUGGAGGUGCCAUCGUGACUACUAUUUGCCAGACAGGCUCCGUCUUCAAACCACGCCUUGCUUAUUUACCCCAUGAGCUGCUGGGAGAUGAGGGCUUCAGUGCCUUGGAACCGUUUGUUCCCAUCCAGGUUGCCAAGUACAGUGAAAAGGAAUUUGAGAGCUGUUACCAGUAUUAUCUUGACAGAAAGUGGCUUCAACAUGAAAAAGCGCGGACGCCAGACGGGAGAGCGGAGCUGCUGUUCUUGAGCGGCGCCAACCCCGCGCAGCUGGAGCGGCUCGCGGCCAUGCUGUGAGCGGGGCGCGGCGGGGCCGCAUCCGUAGCGUGCAAUAAAGACAGAGACAGAAAGCC